Messenger RNA from Coregonus clupeaformis (lake whitefish), 1579 nucleotides. Its product is annotated as zinc finger protein 239-like. NCBI's taxonomy places the organism in Eukaryota, Metazoa, Chordata, Actinopteri, Salmoniformes, Salmonidae. Gene Ontology annotation, molecular function: RNA polymerase II cis-regulatory region sequence-specific DNA binding; DNA-binding transcription factor activity. The coding region runs from base 1 to 1110 and encodes 369 amino acids. Gene Ontology annotation, biological process: regulation of transcription by RNA polymerase II. The transcript is spliced from 2 exons. The record is from RefSeq and is a predicted model, not a curated record.
AUGUCCAAACUACAGUUGUUUAAUGUGUUCGUAACCGAGCGUUUGUCGGCAGCUGCUCUGGAGAUAUUCGUGGCCGUGGAGAAGACCAUAGCAGAGUAUCAGGAAGAAAUCUGCCACACAGCAGAAGAGAACGAGCGCCUACGGAGGCUGUUGGACAUGGUUGUCAAACCAGAUAUAAAGUUACACGGAGCAGACUUCCAGUUACUCACUCCCUCUGUUCCCCCUGAGCAGCAGAACUGUGAGCAGGAGUGGAUCCCCAGUCUGGGGCAGGAGGACCCAGAACCCACACAGAUUAAAGAGGAACAACAGGAGCUCAGACUCAGUCAGGAGGACUCACCUCAGCCCUCACAUCUUUACCAAAACCAAACUGUGGAUGACGGAGAGAGGGGUAUUCUACCUAUCAUCAUAACUGAAGAGAUCGAAACAGAACCUGAUGGAGAGGGCUACAGAGUACCAGAACCAACCAGUGAUCAGCCCCUCUCAGUUCAUCCAGACUUCUCUGCUGCAGUGGAGAAACCAUAUCAGUGUAAACAAUGUGGCAAAAGCUUUACACGUAAGGGAAACUUGACCUUGCAUUUAAAGAUACACACAGGAGAGAAAGCUUAUCUGUGCAAACAAUGUGGCAAAAGCUUCAUCCAGAAGGGUGACUUGAACAGACAUACAAGGGUACACACAGGCGAGAAACUUUAUCUGUGCAAACAAUGUGGCAAAAGAUUCAUCCAGAAGCGCGACUUGACCAUCCAUACAAGGGUACACACAGGAGAGAGUCCCUAUCAGUGCAAACAAUGUGACAAAAUGUUUAACCAGAAGGGACACUUGACCAUCCAUUCAAGGAUACACACAGGAGAAAGACCAUAUCAGUGCAAAGACUGUGACAAAGCCUUCAACCAGAAGAUAGAAUUGACAUUGCAUAUGAGAGCUCAUACGGGAGAGAGACCAUAUAGCUGUCCUGUAUGCAGGAAAAGUUACAUAUCAUUAAGCUAUUUAAGACUUCAUCAGCGUGUUCACACCGGGGAGAAACCUUACCAGUGCAAAGAAUGUGACAAAUGCUUUGGUUAUAAACAUCGCCUAACAUCACAUAUGAGCACUCAUACUAAAGGGCAUAAAUGAUAUUACUGCACUGACUGCGGAAAAAGCGUCAGCCUGAAAUGAAAACAACAAAUUAAUACUUUGUCAUUGUGAUUUUCUUAAUACAUUCAACUUCUGAAUAAUUAUGUUCUGUUUUCUGGCAAUUGACAACAGAAAAAAUUAAGUAAUGUGUGUGGAGGGAAAAGCAUCACUCAGUAUCAGCUUUUUAAGAUUAAUCUAGCUCUCACUUUCAGGGACCGACCCUCCAGGACACUGCUGGCUUCAGGAAGCCCUCACCACUGUAUCUACCACAGAGCACACACUUGGAUUUCUAAACAACAGGGGUCCUUGUUCAAUUGUUUAACAAUGACAUACAGGAUAUUUGGGCCACUACCUUCUAUCGGCUGCAUGUUAGAGUAUUAAAGUAGCCUAUUACGUCUUUGUUGACUACAUAAUGCAGCAAAUCAUUUAUGUUUUAAUUAAGUCGUUUUUUCAAUGGAUGUCAUAGUGA